AUAGUGUCGCCCCCUGUCAGAUCUCUGUGUCAUCGUACAUGUAUGUUUUGUAGUUGUUUAGCUAGAUGGCGCACCCCCCUUCUGUCAUGUGACAAGCUUGGACCAAUCGGGAGGUGUCAUUUAGCGUGUGAAGCCUUUAUAAGUAAUAAACAGCCGUGGGUCGGCUGGAGUCUUCGUUCCGGUUUUCAUCGGGAGCAGUUAGCUCCGUGUCUCCUUGACUGCGCCGGCGCUAGCCGCGCGUUCGCCCGUCGGGGCCCCCCGCUUGCCUGCCGCUGCCGACACAACAUCUUUUGGCGACGAGGAUGGGAUUCCCGCAGCGGUUCCGACCGAAGCCCCGGGAAACCAACGAGCUUCGCCCACCUCGAAGCGGCCGGCGGUGGCGACUGGACGGACGCGCGACGAGCGUCCGCGCUCGUCAGCGCUCUCGGGCGUGAGGGACAACGGAAGUACUUUGCAGACGAGGAGCAGGAAGCAGCAAGGCAGUCGACCGGCGCAGCGUCAACAUCAAGUGAUGCGGUCCCGCCAGCGUCAGAGUUUCCGAGACUCUUGGAGCGGCUUGACCGGCUGUUCGCCGCGUCAACAAAUGUCCUGGCGGAACGGCACGAAUUCACCAGUCGAAAACAGUUCGAGGGAGAAGGAUUCCUGGAAUUCGUGACCGCAUUGAAGGAGAAGGCGGUACAGUGCAACUUCGGCACAACCUAUGGCGAGCGCGUCCGAGACCAAAUCAUACAUGGGGUAGCGAACGUCAGCGUUCGCGAAAAGUUGCUGGCUCAUGGCGAAACCCUGACCCUGGACAAGGCAGAAGAAAUUGGACGCUCGUUAGAAGCCCUGCAUCGAGCGAACCGCGCGUUCGACUCGGAGAAAAUACAAAGAAUCGAGGCAGCUCAACUUGGCGCUCCGUCGACGAGCCAAGAUGGCCGACGGAGUCCGGGAGGCCAUGACGAUGGCCGACUUCUUUCGGGGAGCCGCCAAGAUGGCCGACGUAGUGCGGGAGGCCAUGAAGAUGGCAGACUUCUUCCGAGGAGCCGCCAAGAUGGCCGACGUCUUCCAAGAGGCCGCCCAGAUGAUCGACAUUUUCCGCGAGGCUCCUCCGGGACCCGCAAUGAAGCACAGGAUGCGAAGAACCCUAAUUUCGAGCAUAGUUCAUGCGACCGGUGUGGCAGCACGAAGCAUAUUGCAACGUACAGGAAUUGCCCCGCAAGGAACCGGUGGUGCAACGCCUGCCACACGUUGGGCCAUUUUGCAUCAGUAUGCCGAAAAACCCGUACUGUCCAGCACGUCUCUUCCGCAGAGACGCGGUCUUCAACUUCCGCAGGACAGCCGUCCGCGUCUGUCUUGACGGUGAGCACCUUGGAAGCUAAAAGGGAUUUACAAGUCCCGGUCGUAGUGAACGGCGUCUCCAUGCGACUGCCGGUGGAUACGGGAGCGUCUGUCUCAUUGAUGACGGCCGAAGAUUUUGGAAAGCACUUUGGUCGACAGCACAGACUGUCACAAACAACAGUGGACUUGAAAAAUUUCUCCAAGCAACGCAUCGACAUUCAAGGCCUGUUUCAAGCCACUGUCCAGUUUUCCAAAGGUCAUGCUCCGUCACGUUCCACGUAACGACUACAGGAACAUCACUGCUGGGUUUAGACGCCAUCCAACGCUUGGGCAUACAGAUCGACGGUACGUCGCUGACAUGUCGUCUACCAUCACUUCCUUCAGUACAGAGCCCCACAGGUGUGCCUCCGGGUUAUGAUCACCUUUCCAGUGACGAGUUGGGUCUCGUCAACAACUUUGUGCACCGAAUUCAUCGGCAGCAAGAUGCGAAACCAGUAUCUUCAAAGUUGCGCCGACUACCCCUGGCUCUCCGUGACCAGGUCACACAUGAAUUGCGACGUCUCGAGGACUGCGACGUCAUCGAGCGCGUCGAGGCUACUGAGUGGGUGUCUCCACUCGUGGUGGUACGCAAGAAGGAUGGAACCAUGCGGCUCUGUGUAGAUCUACGGGAACAGGACAGUCUUGUGUCUCAAGUUCAAGAAAGGGUUUUGCAGAAACAGUCGCAGACUAAACAGUACGUAGACAAACGUAGAGGUGCUCAGGCAACUCGUAUCAAGGUGGGAGACACCGUCAGAAUAAGAUUUAACAGGAAAGGAAUUUUUAAGUACAGUAAACCUCGUACAGUUAAGGCCCAGGUAGGACCAUCCUCUUUUGUACUCAGUGAUGGGAAGACGUGGAAUGCGUCUAAGUUAACCACAGUAGUAGAUAAUUCAAAACAUAGUACAUUGUCCACAACGGAUAAAGAUAGUCAUUCCAACUGGAUAGUCAUUCCGAUGACUCGUCUGGCGUGACAUCGUCCUUUCAUAGGCAUCAGUUAAGUAGUGCGUCUGACUGUAUCACUUCCGAGUCUGCACAGUCAGCAGUCGUCGCUGAUUCCGUUGGUGAAUUGGUAGCCUCCCAGGACAUGUUGGGACGUCGAGAGGAGCUUCCUGGGCAACCCUCUCCAGCUUUGAGCGACAACCACAUUCAGUUUUCCAACCAGGGGGAGGUAAAUAAUAGUGGGACGACUGGGUCUUUAAAGUCGACCGAUACGCGUCGCAACCCCCAAAGUUCUUCUGAGGUACGCACGCGUCCUCAUCGUGACAGAAAACGGCCUCCGUGGCUCGAUGAUCUUGUUUUUGUAGUGUAGAGUGUAUUUCCGUCUUAGAAAUGCCACGGCUAGGGGCCUCGUUGUGACAUUUAGGAGACAGUCCACAUGUUUCAUUAGCACAGGUAUAAAAAAGUGCUCCUUGUUGCGGUGCAGCGAGUUUUGUGCCGUGUUCCUUGUCAGACUUUGUUUGAGUGACUGCCUGUGUUUUGGAGCCCAAGACUGGUGCACGUUUAUGUGAACUUGGGCAGGGAUGGAUUGAAUUUGUUGUGGACUUAAGUGCGUGCUUUGUGUGCGACUGGUGCGCGUGUGUGAACGUGGGGGGGAACGAACUGAAAUUGCCUUUGGACUUAAGUGCGCGUCAUGUGUGCGCGUUUCACUGUAUGCUUACUUUGUUUCCAGGGGGGGAUGAUGUAGUAUAGUGUCGCCCCCUGUCAGAUCUCUGUGUCAUCGUACAUGUAUGUUUUGUAGUUGUUUAGCUAGAUGGCGCACCCCCCUUCUGUCAUGUGACAAGCUUGGACCAAUCGGGAGGUGUCAUUUAGCGUGUGAAGCCUUUAUAAGUAAUAAACAGCCGCGGGUCGGCUGGAGUCUUUG
Molecule: messenger RNA, 3220 nt
Organism: Dermacentor andersoni
Lineage: Eukaryota; Metazoa; Arthropoda; Arachnida; Ixodida; Ixodidae
Source: RefSeq, a predicted model, not a curated record